This is a messenger RNA of Vigna radiata var. radiata (mung bean), 953 nucleotides long. RefSeq lists its product as uncharacterized. NCBI's taxonomy places the organism in Eukaryota, Viridiplantae, Streptophyta, Magnoliopsida, Fabales, Fabaceae. The transcript has a single exon. Gene Ontology annotation, molecular function: enzyme inhibitor activity. The record is from RefSeq and is a predicted model, not a curated record. The coding region runs from base 302 to 832 and encodes 176 amino acids.
AAUAGAAAAUAUAUUUUAGAAAAGAAAAAUAUGUUUCUAUUUUUUUUUCUCGACUUUCGUUUCCGGGACUGACUUUGGGAACUCAUUUUCCGGAUAAGCAUUAUAUCUUUUAUUUAUAGUAGGAAUUUGUUAUAUGACUUAAUUAAGCAUGGAAACGAGUGGUGGUAGAUUCCUAAAAACACGUAGCGUUAACCUAAAUUAGGAUUAAAGAGAGUAUAAAGAUUCGAAGAUGAUGAACAAAAUACUCACUCCCCCACACCAAACCCUAAAGGACCAAUAAAUAAAGCAACCUCAUCACAAAAUGAGUUCCUCAACACGUUGCUUUGUUGUGGCCUUGUGUCUGGUGAUGAUUUCCUAUUCUCCCAUGGCAGCAAAGGGUGAACAAGGGUUGGCCGAACAGAUCUGCAUGGAAAGCAUCGACGACAAGGAGGGGUGUUUGGCGCUGCUAAAGCAAGCCGAUCCUAAGAUCGUGAAUGCAAGAAGCUUCAAACAUCUGGCAAAGGCAACCCUAGAGUGGGCCGUGAGCAAGGGAUCAGAGGGUCAAGCCUUCCUGAAGGAGUUGGCUCAGAUUGACAAUAGUCCAGCCAUAGUGCAAUGUGCGAAUUUCGAUUACGAUGGGGUGGUUGAAUCCUUCAAGAGCGCCUUAGCAGAGUUGAAAGAUGAUCCUGAAACCGCUAGCUAUGAUGCGAAAGUUGCCGGUGACGGACCUGGUUGUUGUGACAGAGGUUUGGCUUCAGCAAAUAUUAACAACCCUGCUAUUGCCGCUCUUAACCGCCAAAUAUUCCUCCUCAGCAGCUUGGCCUUCAAUGCCGUCAGUAAACUCGGUGAUUAAGUGAAUUCGACACCAUGCUCAAGCUAAAAGUGUGGGAUGUUGUUGCUAUAUAUAUAUAUUUUUUUCUGGUGUGGGGGAGUGCAAGUUAUAUAUUAAUGAAAUUAAACUUGUUGCUUCUACU